CAAAAAAUUGAAAUGACAUUAAAACUCUGAAAAGGGUGCCUACCACAGUAAAAUCCAAGGAAAUUGUCUAAACAACUGUGGUAUGCCACAUAGAUCGGUCAUGGGUCCUCUUCGCGUUCUCUAUAUUUCUAUUGUGAUAUUUCAUGUUGCUCUAACUAAGCAAGCGAACAGUGAACAAGAUCAAUCGCAGACGAUGCCUGCCGCUAUCGACCUUCUCUUUCAAAAUUCAAACUCACCACACAAGGGAGGAACUCCUGUUACGGGCCAAUCAGGAUUUAGAAAAUGCCCUCCGUGCCCAUAUCGUAAAGGACCAAAAGCUCCAGUUUGUAAAGCAACAGUCGACCUAGGCUUCGUAUUGGAAUCCUCGAGCAAUAUUGACCGCGUGGAGCCUGGUAGCUUCCGUCGGUUAAUUCAGUUUGUUGGACUAAUUGCGCGCAAGUUUUUUAUCUCUGAAGACAAAGCUCGUUUUGGGGUUGUCACUUACUCGUCAAGGCCGAAACUUCUCUUUGGCAUGACAGGAAACAUAUCGACGAUCGCAAGAGGUCUUCGUAAUGCCAAAGUACACAGGGAACCCAUAGCUAAGACUGGAAUUGCCUUGAAGUUCGCUUAUCGUCAGUUACUUAGCACCAGUUCGCGGUUUAAUAAAGUCCUUGUUGUUAUAACGGAUGGAAGCUCAAGCGAUUCCGUGUCAAAUAUCGCAAAAGCCAUCAAAGGAAGAGGAAUUCAAAUCUUGUCUGUUGGUGUUGGACGAUAUUUUGACAUCCAUCAAUUGAACGCAAUGGCGUCUCGCCCGGUCCUGUACCACGUGUUUACAGGACAGUUUAGUAAAAUAAUCCACACAAGAAAUGAGCUUGUCAAGAAAAUAUGUCUUGGUGUUGGAGGAAGCUACAUUUCACCUAGUAAGCGACCUUGUCUUUGCAAGACAGGAUAAUGUGCUACUACCCCUCCCCCCCGGGGGGAUUAAGAUGCAAUGGAAAACGAUCUGCCUUGGUAGAUGAAAUGGUCUUUGAUCAAAUGAUUAUACUCAUUCGUUUCCUUAGAAUUAACAAAGUUAGUUUAAUUCUACCCGAUUCUUUUGUAUGACAGCCAUUUGGCAUGUAUAAUAUAGUACAACAAUUUCCAGAAUUCCAUAUAUACUUUAUUAUACUUCAUCCCUUUAAGGCCGGUUUAGACGGUACGAUUUWCGCCUACAACURUCGUAUACAACACGCUCGCGCCAUCCUACAACUCGAGUCGUAGCGCGUAAAUCAAGCCUACAAAUCGCCUACGACAAACGCGAGCGUGUUGUAUACGAUAGUUGUAGGCGAAACCCGUACCGUCUAAACCGGCCUUUACAGGGCUUUUCAGAAGCAUUGACAAAUACAAAUUACAUACAUAAUUGCAUAUAGCAUGCAAUCUACUUUGUUAUUUAUUGCUGAUAUUUUCAUUCAGAAGCUCUUAAUUCAUCAAAGAAAGUGUUUCUGGCAAAUAGAAUAAUAAUCAAGGCAAUAACACGAGGUAAAAAGCGCAAAAAAAUCGUUCCGAAACAAAAUCAUGUCUAUCUUUAUGUCUAAACCUUUCGACGCAUCAAAAAUCAAGAUUCUUUACGGAAACUAGUUUCGUCUUUAUCGACCUUUUCAAUCCUUAAAGAUAUCCAAUGAUGUAAAGAAUCUUGAUAUUGAAUGUGUAAAAGGUUAUUUUAAAGAUUUAUAACCUCAAGAACUAGAAUUAAAUAAGACUAUAUAAAUCUUUUGGAAUCCAAGUAAAGAAAAUAUCAGCAAAAUGUCUAUUUCUAUCCAAUUUUCAUUAUCCAAGUCUUGCUUCCAGCAAAUAUUUAGAAAUAAUUUCCAAGAGAAAAAUAUAAUAUCAAAUAAAAAUCUCUUUCAUGCUUUAUAUAACCUACCCGAAAGCACACAUAAGAAAACACCAAAAAAAUAAAUAAUGUAAAAUAUAACCAAAUAUUAAAUUCUAGUUUCAAAUAAAAAAAUUUAGAGGUCAAUAACGAGAACAGUCAUGGAGUGAGUACAACAAAGGAUUGAUUAUGAGACCAUGUAUAUAAAAGUAAGAUUCCCCUAGUGCUAGCGACCAAUAUUUUGUCUUCCUUCCUCAGCUGAGGGGAACUAAAAACAAGAGGUAGCCCUAGCAGUAGGGACAACCUCCCUAUGUUCAUGUGAAAAAACUCUUAGACCCCAUGUAAGGUAGGAUGGUUUGGUGCUAGGCAUAGUCUUUCCCUAGAAGAAACCAACAACGAAGUUAGCCUAUGUUAAGGCACGAUUACACGGAGCAAUUUUCACUGCAACUUGUCUCGAAAAGGCGUUGCGAAACAAGUUACAUGAAGCAUUGCAGCGGGUAACCUAGCGCAAUUUGAAAAUAAUCAAAUUGUAGGCUGUGAUAUUCAGGAACCAACCUAAAAAAAACUUGAUUUUACAUAAUUAUAUACAAAGUUUCAA
Messenger RNA from Actinia tenebrosa (Australian red waratah sea anemone), 2429 nucleotides. Its product is annotated as matrilin-1. The record is from RefSeq and is a predicted model, not a curated record. Lineage: Eukaryota; Metazoa; Cnidaria; Anthozoa; Actiniaria; Actiniidae.